Puccinia graminis f. sp. tritici CRL 75-36-700-3 is the source of this 375-nucleotide messenger RNA. RefSeq lists its product as uncharacterized. The record is from RefSeq and is a predicted model, not a curated record. NCBI's taxonomy places the organism in Eukaryota, Fungi, Basidiomycota, Pucciniomycetes, Pucciniales, Pucciniaceae. The transcript is spliced from 2 exons. Bases 1 to 375 code for a protein of 124 amino acids.
AUGAUUAUCACCGUUUGCGCACCACGUGGACUUGUCCUCGGAGCCGCAGUGAUUCAGCCAAGUGUUGAAAUCUUGCUUUCUCAAAGCCCACCCAGAGGCAACUUCCCCCUUGGAUCUUUCCACAAUAGCCAUACCGUCCAACCAUCCUUCUUUGAUCCAAAAGCCGUAUCUGAGCGUGACGAAGCUCUCACCAAAAAUCACAUGCCAUUUCUAUUCAAUCUAAUCAAACACAUGUUGAUUUGUGUCGAGGCUCCCGAUGAACUGGAUGAAGAUGGACCUGUGGAUCCAACCAUUGCUGAUCCCAAGCAGGACCACAUACUCAACAUGGACGACGUGACUUAUGUUGCAGACAGGAACUCAGCAUUUUCUACUUGA